AUGCAGUGCCUCCUGCGCCGCGCGCGCAUCACCACCACCUCUCUCCCCCAUCCAUCUCGCUUCCUCAGCAGCACGCCCCCGAUCCUGCAAAAGUCCAUGCCUUCGCGCCCCAAGCCUCCGCCCGACAGCGACCUCGAAGAGUCGUACCUCAAAGGCAGCGGGCCCGGCGGACAAAAAAUCAACAAAACCAACUCUGCGGUGCAGCUCAAGCACAUACCCACCGGCAUCGUCGUCAAGUCGCAGGCCACGCGCUCGCGGGCGCAGAACCGCAAGCACGCGCGCGAGAUCCUCGCCCAGCGCCUCGACGACCUGCAGAAUGGCGAGCAGAGCCGCGCCGGCAUCGUCGGCGCCGUCAGGAAGAAGAGGGCCGACAGCGCGGCCAAGAAGAGCAGGCGCAAGUACAAGAAGCUGGAAGAUGAAAAGACGGCGGCGGCGCAAGAGCAAGGAGAAGAGGCAGGGCAAGCAGGCACUGCAUCUCUAGAUAGCACUGGUAAAGCGGGAGAACGGUCAAGUCAGACUACCGCAAUGAACACGUCGGCGGAAAAAGGCAACCCGUUGCAAACAAGCUUCGAUACAGCACCAAGCACGUCGAUAAGGUCUACGACCGGAUCAUAG
Molecule: messenger RNA, 615 nt
Organism: Akanthomyces muscarius
Lineage: Eukaryota; Fungi; Ascomycota; Sordariomycetes; Hypocreales; Cordycipitaceae
Exons: 2
Coding region: 1-615 (204 amino acids)
Biological process (GO): translational termination
Cellular component (GO): mitochondrion
Molecular function (GO): translation release factor activity
Source: RefSeq, a predicted model, not a curated record